Aspergillus chevalieri is the source of this 285-nucleotide messenger RNA. RefSeq names its product small nuclear ribonucleoprotein E (gene SME1). Gene Ontology annotation, biological process: spliceosomal snRNP assembly; mRNA splicing, via spliceosome. The transcript is spliced from 3 exons. The record is from RefSeq and is a predicted model, not a curated record. Lineage: Eukaryota; Fungi; Ascomycota; Eurotiomycetes; Eurotiales; Aspergillaceae. The coding region runs from base 1 to 285 and encodes 94 amino acids. Gene Ontology annotation, molecular function: RNA binding. Gene Ontology annotation, cellular component: U2 snRNP; U4 snRNP; U1 snRNP.
AUGUCCGGCCGUGCAGGCGGUGGAGCUCGCAAGACGUUGCUCGCGCCGAUUCAUUUUAUCUUCAAGCUCCUCCAACAGCGAUCGACCGUUUCCAUCUGGCUUUAUGAGCAAUUGGCGUUCCGGAUAGAGGGCAAGAUUCGGGGAUUUGACGAGUUCAUGAACCUGGUUAUCGACGAUGCGGUGGAAGUGAAAUUGGCUACCAAGACCGAGGAGGAGAAGCGGAGGCCAUUGGGCCAGAUCUUGCUCAAGGGUGACAACGUGUCUCUGAUUCAAGCCGUCCAAUGA